Molecule: messenger RNA, 2454 nt
Organism: Capsella rubella
Lineage: Eukaryota; Viridiplantae; Streptophyta; Magnoliopsida; Brassicales; Brassicaceae
Product: protein transport Sec1b
Exons: 21
Coding region: 295-2286 (663 amino acids)
Biological process (GO): vesicle-mediated transport; intracellular protein transport
Cellular component (GO): plasma membrane; secretory granule
Molecular function (GO): syntaxin binding
Source: RefSeq, a predicted model, not a curated record
AGCCGACGACCCAGCGAAACGGCAAAAUCUAGAAGCGCCAAGUUUCCUUCCUUUACUCUCUCUCUCUCUUUUAACGUUGUUGUUGUCUUCGUCACCAAGUAAACCCUAGAUUCUCAAAUCUCCUUCCGAUCUACCACUUUUUCAAAAUUGAAAACUUUCUUCGUUGAAUCUGAUUUCGAGUUGUUUUUAUAAAUUCGAUUCUCGGAUAAAGUUUUUGUCUUUCCCUUUCCAUCUUCAUCAAAAAAGUUUUCUUUUUUUCUUUUUCUCGUCGGCCAUAUCGAACGAUUUCACGCAAUGUCUUUCUCCGAUUCUGGAUCGUCUUCCUCUAGUGGUGGAGAUUACAAGAAUUUCAGACAAAUCACCAGAGAAAGGUUACUGUAUGAAAUGCUUAGGCCAGAGAAAAAUGGGAGCUCUAAAUCAACUUGGAAGGUGCUUGUUAUGGACAAGUUCACAGUGAAGCUAAUGUCAUCUGCCUGUAAAAUGUCUGAGAUCACCCAACAAGGCAUUUCUUUGGUUGAGGUUAUAACUAAACACAGACAACCUAUGACUUCCAUGGAAGCUAUAUACUUUAUCCAACCGACCCAAGAAAAUGUGACUGCGUUUUUGUCAGAUAUGACUGGGAAAUCUCCACUGUACAAGAGGGCUUUUGUUUUCUUUAGUUCUCCUGUUUCGAGAAGCUUAGUUAAUCACAUUAAGAAAGACUUGAGAGCGAUGAAACGAAUUGGUGGAUUGAAAGAGAUGAACUUGGAGUACAUUAGCAUGGACAGCCAGGGGUUUAUUACAAAUAAUGAAAAUGCUCUAGAAGAACUUUUCUGUGACGAGGAAAACCAUCAAAGAGCAGAUGAUUGCUUGAAUGUGGUUGCUAAACGCAUUGCUACAGUCUUGGCCUCGCUAAGGGAAUACCCACUUGUUCGCUACCGUUCAGCUAAAGCUCUUGAUGCCACAACAAUGACAACUUACCGAGAAUUGAUUCCUACAAAGCUUGCUGCUAGUGUAUGGAAUUGUCUGGCAAGAUACAAACAGACGAUCGAAGAUUUUCCUCAGACUGAAACAUGUGAACUACUUAUCUUAGAUCGAUCCAUAGAUCAGAUCGCACCUCUCAUUCAUGAGUGGACUUACGAUGCGAUGUGCCACGAUUUGCUUAAUAUGGAAGGAAAUAAAUACACACACGAGGUUCCGAGUAAAACUGGUGAUAAACCUGAGAAGAAAGAGGUUCUCUUAGACGAUGAAGAUCCCCUAUGGGUAGAGCUUCGUGAUGUUCACAUUGCAGAUGCAAGUGAAAGAUUGCAUGAGAAGAUGACAAACUUUGUGUCAAAAAACAAAGCCGCACAAUUGAAACACAGUUCAAAAGACUUUGGUGAUCUUUCCUCAAAAGACUUGCAAAAGAUGGUUCACGCUUUGCCUCAGUACAGCGAACAAAUUGACAAGCUUUCUCUACAUGUGGAGAUUGCUAGAACAAUUAACAGAACUAUCAUGGAACAAGGUCUAAGAGAUCUCGGGCAGCUCGAGCAGGAUCUUGUUUUUGGGGAUGCUGGAAGAAAAGACGUUAUCAAAUUCUUGAGCACCAACCAUAUUAUAAACCACGAAAGCAAGCUACGGUUAAUGAUGAUCGUUGCGGCAAUAUAUCCAAAGAAGUUUGAAGGUGAAAAGGGGCGAAAGAUGAUGGAGUUAGCAAAAUUGUCGGGAGAUGAUGUAAUAGCUGUGAACAAUAUGAGAUUACUUGGACCAGUACAUACAGAGUCCAAAAAGAGCACCACAGGAUCUUUCCCUCUCAAGUUUGAUGUUUUGAAGAAGAAGCGAGCUGCUCGAAGAGAUCGAGUUGGUGACACUCAAACAUGGCAGCUGUCUCGUUUUUACCCGAUCGUAGAGGAACUUGUUGAGAAACUUAGCAAAGGUCAUUUGCCAAAACAAGAAUACCCUUGCAUGAAUGAACCAAAGCCAACCUUUUAUUCUGGCUCUCAAUCUCCAUCAACCAGUCCGGUAUUGCCUCAUUCAAGACGAACACCAACAUGGGCAAGACGUCAUCUUUCUGAUGACGGAUAUUUCAGUGACUCGGUUCUAGGACGAGCAUCUAGCGGAUUCAAGAGAAAGGGACAGCGGAUUUUCGUGUUCAUAGUAGGAGGAGCAACAAGAUCAGAGUUGAGGGUUUGCCACAAACUUACGGAGAAGCUUGACAGAGAAGUGAUCUUAGGCUCAUCCAGCUUCCUUGAUCCCCAAACUUUCCUCACUAAAAUGAAACGACUAAACGAAGAAGAGGAGAUCUCACUAGAUGAUAUUAUCAUUUAAGUUUCAUGUUUUUUCUUGGAUGGGGUUUCUCCGACGUCGUUUAGACAAACUUGGUAUCGAUUUUUUUAUUUUUGGAAUUAAUUUGGGGAGAUAUGUUCCCUAUAUGUACAUAAGUGAGUACAAUUUAUUUGCUUCCUUGGUUUGACUAAAAUUAAGGGAAUUGCUAUA